Messenger RNA from Guyanagaster necrorhizus, 572 nucleotides. RefSeq lists its product as uncharacterized. The transcript has 3 exons. The coding region runs from base 260 to 463 and encodes 67 amino acids. The record is from RefSeq and is a predicted model, not a curated record. Lineage: Eukaryota; Fungi; Basidiomycota; Agaricomycetes; Agaricales; Physalacriaceae.
CUCUAGUGUGGGAUACCGUGUCUCGUCGGCCGUGCUAUUAGCUCAAGAACAUGAAUCUUGGUCUCUGUCCGAGGUAAGAACUUCAGUUUGGAAAUAUAUGCUUCGAAUGUUCAUCGAUAACUGCGUCACGACGCACGAACUGCGUAGUCAGGGAAUACUAAUCGUCAUGGCACCGUGAAUCUGUCUAGUCAGACUUUAGACAUUUCCAUCUUAAUAAUCCAUCGAAAAGAUGGCCUAAAAAUUGCGGGACUAUGCUAAGAUGAAGCCGCCGUGCAAUCCCCACGAGACGAACAAUAGUCGCAAGGUCCUUAUCGCUGACUUGACCGACAUCUAUUCGCCAAGAUUUAUUGUUUUGUUCAUUGCAAUUUCCAGAAUCGGUUUCGAACGCAGGCCCACUUUUACACAGUACUCGCCACUAAAUGUAUUCACGCUGAAGCCAUCUUCUCCGCUCAGAAAGCGUUAACAAUAUCCACGAACUUCCUCAAGCACGCCACAUCGAAAGUUUGUUGCGAUAAGUCGGUGACGCCACGCAUCGCCGCUCAAACAUCCGGCGAUACAAGCCUGAAGAAUCU